GUAAUACUCCGUAUAAAUCACGUGUUUGGCUUGUGAGUUGUGACUUCAUCGUCGAGUUCAACCACCAAUCCUACGGUAUCAAUCAUCGUUACACACAGCAGAGGAGAAAAGAAGAUCAAUCCACAGCACCAGAGCUAACAAGAGAUCGACUGUCAAUCUCAGAUCCCAAUCCGUCCAAAAGAUCUGAACAAUGUCUACCUUCAGCGGCGAUGAAACUGCUCCAUUCUUCGGUUUCCUCGGCGCCGCUGCCGCUUUGGUCUUCUCCUGUAUGGGGGCAGCUUACGGCACAGCGAAGAGUGGAGUAGGAGUGGCGUCGAUGGGUGUGAUGAGGCCGGAGCUGGUGAUGAAAUCAAUCGUCCCGGUUGUCAUGGCUGGUGUGCUAGGUAUUUAUGGCUUGAUCAUUGCUGUUAUCAUCAGUACCGGAAUUAACCCUAAAACCAAAUCCUAUUACCUGUUCGAUGGGUACGCUCACCUGUCUUCCGGUCUGUCUUGUGGCCUUGCUGGCCUAUCUGCUGGAAUGGCCAUUGGAAUUGUUGGAGAUGCCGGUGUCAGGGCUAAUGCACAACAGCCUAAGCUA
Molecule: messenger RNA, 577 nt
Organism: Cuscuta epithymum
Lineage: Eukaryota; Viridiplantae; Streptophyta; Magnoliopsida; Solanales; Convolvulaceae
Source: the annotation of a GenBank genome assembly